GUAUUGGCAUUGACGUGGCUGAUAGCCUGGCAAACUUUCAUCUUUUUUUUCUUUCUCAUUUUCAUUUCCCCCUCUUUUCUCGCUUCUGCAUCACCAUUCACCCCAACACCAUACCAAUUUCUUAAUUUUUCUAUUAAAUCCACCAAAUUAAACAUAAACCCCAUCAAAAUUUCCCUCCUUUUUUUUAUAUACCCAGAUGGAAAUAAUCAUAAAGUUUCCUUCUUUACAACUUUUAAGGGUGUAGAUUGUAUCUUUGACUAUUACCCAGAAAAAAAAAAGGGAGAGAAUUUGGAGAAUUAUUUUAUACCCAGAAAAAAUUAAUCAUAAAGUUUCCAUCUUUAUAAUUAUAAACAAAUAUAUUGUAAUUAUCUGGGAAUUGUACUGUUUUUUUUUUGUUGCAUUCAGGUGAAUUUGGAGGAUUAUUGUUGUUUUGGAUUCAAAGGGGUAAGGCUGCAUUUGUUCGACUUCCUCAAUCCCUCAUCAUGAUUUAGAGUUUAAGUAGACACUUGAUUAAUGGGCUCUUAAGCUUUGGAUACAUCAUGGGAAACAGUGAAGGGGAGAAACCGACAAAAACUGAGAAAGUGGCGUCUCCUCCUCGGGAACAGAGCAGCGUUCAUGUUUAUCCUGAUUGGGCAGCUGUUCAGGCUUAUUAUGGAUCAGGAGCUUUGCCACCGCCUUACUUUAAUCCAGCUGCUACAUCUGGACAUGCUGUUCCACCAUACAUGUGGCCACCACCACAAAUGAUGGCGCCUUAUGGAUCUCCUUAUGCAAUGUAUCCACAUGGAGGAAUGUAUGGACCUUCUGCUGCACCCAUUUGUAUGCAGAUUCCAGCUCCCUUAAGUUUAGAAUCUCCAACAAAAUCAUCUGGAAAAGAUAGUGGUUCAGGAAAGAUGACUAAAGAAUCCGAUGUUCAUGCAGCAUCAGGCAACGGCAAUGCCAAUGCUGAGAGUGCUGGAGAUGCAGCUGCAGGUGUCCGUGGCCAGUCGCUGAGCACGGAUUGUGGAACUGAAGGUUCUUGUGAGAGAAGCUAUGACAGUUCAGCAAGAGAGGACAAUAGUUGUAGAAGUUGUAAUGGGGUGCUAGACACAGGUACGUGUAACAUGCAGAUGAACAAUGUAGUUCCUGGCAUCCCAAUGGCUUCUGUGAAUCCUGUGGGAAGCUCUCCCGCAAAUGGAGUAAAUUCUGCUGCCCCUUGUGCACCCCGACAGGAUGAAAGGGAGCAAAAACGAGAGAAGAGGAAACAAUCCAACCGAGAAUCUGCCAGAAGAUCUAGGUUAAGGAAACAGGCCGAAAUGGAAGAACUUGGGAAAAAAGUUGAUGAUUUGAAUGUUGAGAAUCUGGCCCUUAGAUCUGAAAUAAAUAAGUUGGUGGAAGAUUCAGAGAAACUGAGAACUGAAAAUUCUUCACUGAUGGACAAGCUGAAGAUUAUGCAGGGACAAAGUGAUGAGAUGGACUCUGAUAGGACAGAAAAUCAAGAGACAUCACAUAUUAAUACUGAGAACUUGCUAUCUAGAGUAAACAACCCGGUCUCCAAUGGAGUGCACGAGCAUAGCGAAGAAAAAUGAAGCACGUGAACGUAUAAAUAACUCAGUCUAGUCAGUUUUUUUUUUUUUUACUUCUUCUUUUAGCCGGAGAGAUCUUGUGGAUAUAAGCUGACCAAAGGACCAGUUUUGUUGUGUCCUAAAGUAUUGUGACCUUAAAUUAUGGCCAGUAGGUUGGCACAAAACAGUUGGUAGAAAAAUAGACAGGUUUUAGAGUUUAUGUAGUCACAAUGUUGUAGACUUGUAGUCAUGUUGUGUGUUCUCUUAGAUGUAAUCAAAGUUGAAUUAAGAUUUGUAGACAUUUUUUUUUUCUUGGGUGUAUUUUAAUAAUUUUAGUUUUUACUUUGUUGUUUAAACUAAUCAUGAAUUGAAUGGAUUUUUUUUGGGAUAA
Molecule: messenger RNA, 1932 nt
Organism: Chenopodium quinoa (quinoa)
Lineage: Eukaryota; Viridiplantae; Streptophyta; Magnoliopsida; Caryophyllales; Amaranthaceae
Product: G-box-binding factor 3-like
Exons: 13
Coding region: 540-1565 (341 amino acids)
Biological process (GO): regulation of DNA-templated transcription
Cellular component (GO): nucleus
Molecular function (GO): DNA-binding transcription factor activity; sequence-specific DNA binding
Source: RefSeq, a predicted model, not a curated record